Messenger RNA from Octopus bimaculoides (California two-spot octopus), 7286 nucleotides. Its product is annotated as ATP-dependent chromatin remodeler CHD5. The record is from RefSeq and is a predicted model, not a curated record. Gene Ontology annotation, cellular component: nucleus; chromatin. Gene Ontology annotation, molecular function: ATP-dependent chromatin remodeler activity; ATP binding; histone binding. Lineage: Eukaryota; Metazoa; Mollusca; Cephalopoda; Octopoda; Octopodidae. Gene Ontology annotation, biological process: chromatin remodeling.
AAGAAGUUGUCACAGAAAAAAAAUCAAAAAAGAAGAAAUCUAAAGAUGCCACUGAAAAGAAGAAACGGUCAAAAAAGAAAAAGAAAAUACUGCGGCCGAUGGAUAGUGGUGGUGAAGUCAGUAAAGAUAGCGACUCAGCAGCCGUUCAACAAUCUGACCAUGAGGCUGAAGAAAUAUCUCCUAAAGAGAGAAAGAAAAAGGCUAAGGCACAAGAUAAGGAACGAACAUCUGAUGAAAUUUGUGCUGAAUAUGGAUUAAAUAAUGUUGAUGUAGAAUUCUGUGCAGAAGAUUAUCAAACACUGAAUAAUUACAAAGCAUUUAGUCAGUUUAUACGGCCGUUGAUUACAAAAGAAAACCCCAAAAUUGCCAUGGCAAAAUUGAUAACCAUUGUGGCUGCAAAAUGGCGGGAAUUUUGUGAGAAGAAUCCUCACAAGUCUAAGGCGAAACAACGAGCUAUGGACGACGAACAGUUGGAUGCAGUGCUUCGUGAAAACCAGGAAGGCGAAGGAAGUGAAGCGAUGGACGAGAGGAGCCCUACAAAGACUAAGAAAACCAAAACUAAGAAAGCUGUAGCUCCAUUGAAAAUAAAAAUUACUAAGAAGAAAAAGAGAAGGAAGGCUAGUACCGAUGAUGAAGAUGCUGGUUUUAAUACAAGUGAUGAGGAAUUUGAACGUCAGUUAGAGGAAGCCAGCAUUAUCAGUGACAGUAAAGCUGAGGCAAAUGCUGGUAAAAGAAGAACAAAGAGAACUAAAGCUAAGAGGAAAAAAACUAAGACAACCAGCAAAUUCCCUGAUGAUGGCGAUGGUGAAGGAUACGAGGUGACUGACCAUCAAGAUUACUGUGAAGUGUGUCAACAAGGGGGUGAAAUAAUUCUGUGCGACACGUGUCCCCGUGCAUAUCAUCUUGUCUGCUUGGAUCCUGAACUAGAAGAGGCGCCAGAAGGAAAAUGGAGCUGCCCUCAUUGUGAGGGAGAAGGCAUUCAGGAACAGGAGGAGGAGGAGGAGGAACACAUGGAGUUUUGCUGUGUAUGUAAAGAUGGUGGCGAGCUGCUGUGUUGUGACAAUUGCCCUUCUGCUUAUCAUAUCCAUUGUCUGAAUCCACAAUUAAAAGUUAUACCAGAUGGGGAGUGGCACUGUCCUCGCUGUUCUUGUGAACCUCUUAAAGGAAAGGUUCACAAAAUUCUCACUUGGAGAUGGUCAGAGCCACCAAAAUCUGCAGAGGACGAGCUGGAUCAUACACAUAAUGAGAAAAAAUUGGAACACAAACCCACUCGUGAAUUUUUCAUCAAAUGGCAAGAUAUGUCUUACUGGCAUUGUAGUUGGAUUCUAGAACUGCAGCUUGAUGUGUAUCACCCAGCCAUGUAUCGAAACUACAUGCGUAAAAAUGACAUGGAUGAACCACCCCCUCUUGAAGACGGCAGCAGUUAUGGUCAGAAGGAUCGGUCAAACUUUGAUAACAUUGAAAACCUUGAAGAAAGGUUUUAUCGGUAUGGUGUGCGACCAGAAUGGUUGCAAAUCCAUCGAGCUAUUAACCACAAGGUUACAAGAGAUGGGAAAGUAUGGUACUUAAUGAAAUGGAGAGAUUUACCUUAUGACCAGUCAACAUGGGAAUGUGAAGACACACUCAAGGACUUGAACCUUGACUGGAAGAAAUACGUUGAUGAUUACGAAAACUUAAGAAAUAUGAUGUACGGAGGUGGUGGGGUCGAUAAAAAGAAAUCAAAAGUAAAGGGGAAAAAAAUGAAAGAUGGACGAGAAUCGGAUAAUGUUUCUCGUACGCCACCCCUCUAUCCUACUUCUGAUCUCCGCAAAAAACUAGACAUUCAGGCAGACUACAUAGACUCUACUGGUGGUACUCUACAUGGCUAUCAGCUAGAAGGCUUGAACUGGUUACGCUACUCUUGGGCCAAUGGCACAGACACCAUAUUAGCUGAUGAAAUGGGUCUUGGCAAAACCAUUCAAACCAUUACAUUCCUCUAUUCAUUAUUUAAAGAGGGCCAUUCAAGAGGUCCUUUCCUUGUAAGUGCCCCACUUUCAACAAUCAUCAAUUGGGAAAGAGAGUUUGAGUUCUGGGCACCUGAAUUGUAUGUUGUUACAUAUGUCGGAGACAAGGAUAGUCGGGCAGUUAUUCGAGAACACGAAUUUUCGUUUGAUGAAGGAGCCAUCCGGGGUGGUAGCAAAGCCUGCAAAAUGAAGCAAGGUUAUAAUGUCAAAUUCCAUGUUUUACUAACUUCUUACGAGUUGGUUAGUAUUGAUCAAGCUACUCUAGGAUCAGUUGAAUGGGGCGUUCUGGUAGUCGACGAAGCUCACCGAUUGAAAAACAAUCAAUCGAAGUUUUUCCGAGUCUUAAGUGCAUACAAAAUUGGCUACAAGCUACUACUAACAGGAACACCAUUACAGAACAACUUGGAAGAACUUUUCCAUCUAUUGAACUUCAUGAGCCCCGAAAACUUCAACGAUCUUCAAGGUUUUUUGGAUGAAUUUGCUGAUUUAUCUAAGGAAGAACAAGUGAAAAAAUUGCACGACUUACUUGGUCCCCAUUUACUUCGACGCCUUAAAGCUGAUGUACUGAAAGGUAUUCCAGCAAAGAGUGAGUUUAUUGUGCGUGUGGAGCUGAGCAACAUGCAGAAAAAAUACUACAAAUAUAUUCUUACUCGAAAUUUUGAGGCUCUUAAUUCAAAAGGCGGGAAUCAAGUAUCUCUGCUGAACAUCAUGAUGGAUUUGAAGAAAUGUUGCAACCACCCCUAUCUCUUCCCUAUAGCAUCUGCUGAAGCGCCCAGAUUACCAAAUGGUGCUUUUGAAGGGAACAGUUUGACAAAAGCAUGUGGCAAAUUAGAAUUGCUGCAAAAUAUGCUUCGUUUACUGAAAGAUGGCGGACACAGAGUGCUGAUCUUUUCUCAGAUGACCAAGAUGUUGGACAUUCUGGAAGAUUUUUUGGAAUUUGAAGGCUACAAAUAUGAAAGAAUUGAUGGCGGAAUUACUGGAUCGCAACGCCAGGACGCUAUCGACAGAUUUAAUGCUCCUGGAGCCCCUCAAUUUUGUUUCUUGUUAUCUACACGUGCUGGUGGAUUGGGUAUCAACUUGGCAUCAGCAGACACAGUUAUCAUUUAUGAUUCAGACUGGAAUCCUCAUAAUGAUAUUCAGGCAUUCAGUCGAGCUCAUCGGAUUGGUCAAGCUAACAAAGUUAUGAUCUACCGUUUUGUAACCAGAGCUUCAGUUGAAGAAAGAAUUACUCAGGUGGCUAAAAAGAAAAUGAUGCUUACUCACUUGGUUGUACGUCCAGGACUUGGCAACAAAGGAGGAACUAUGUCAAAGCAGGAACUUGAUGAUAUCUUGAAAUUUGGUACUGAAGAACUUUUCAAGGAAAAUGGUGAAAACUCUGACUGGUCAUGCUAUGAUGAUGAAAAAAAAAUUGUUUACGAUAUCGAAGCUAUUUCCAAGUUGUUGGAUCGUACUCAAGAAGGCCAAGUAGAAAAGGAAAUAGCUAUGAAUGAAUAUCUAAGUUCUUUUAAAGUGGCCAGCUAUCAAGUGAAAGAAGGUGAACAAGAGGAGGAACCCGAAACAGAAAUCUUAAAACAAGAAGCUGAACAUGCUGACCCAGCGUACUGGGAGAAACUAUUAAGACACCACUAUGAACAGCAACAAGAAGACCUAGCCAGAACCCUAGGUAAGGGUAAAAGAGUUCGAAAACAAGUCAACUAUAAUGAUGCCAUGAAUGGACAAGAUGACGAUGCUUGGAAAGACAGCAUGUCAGACUUUGAUUCAGACUUCAGUGGACCAACAGAAGAUGAUGAUGACUUUGAAGACAAACAAGAAUCCCGUAGCAAUAGGAAGCGGUCCGGAGUGUCAGACAGGGACAAACCACUGCCACCUUUGUUAGCUCGAGUCAAUGGUCAAAUAGAAGUACUGGGUUUCAAUGCGCGUCAACGAAAGGCAUUUUUAAAUGCAGUAAUGAGAUACGGAAUGCCACCUCAAGAUGCUUUUAACUCACAAUGGCUGGUACGAGAUUUAAGAGGUAAAUCGGAGAAAGUAUUUAGAGCAUAUGUGUCCCUGUUUAUGAGGCAUCUUUGUGAACCAGGCGCUGAUAAUGCGGAAACAUUUGCUGAUGGUGUCCCUCGCGAAGGUCUAUCGAGGCAGCAUGUCUUGACUAGAAUCGGCAUCAUGUCCCUUGUCAGAAAAAAGGUUCAAGAAUUUGAAGCUAUCAAUGGCACCCACAGCAUGCCUUAUAUGAAGGCAACUGAGGCGUUAGAGAGAAUCAAAAAAGAAAAAGACGCGCCCGCAGCUGGCGCAGAUGAUGCCAAAUCAGAAGACAUUGAUGUUGAUGAAGAGACUAAAGAUCAAAGUAUUAGUGCAUCUGAUGUUAAAAAGGAAAACGAUGGCAAAGACACUGAUAAAACUGAAAAAUCCGAGAAAACAGACAAAACAGACAAAACCGACAAAACUGAAAAGACAGAAAAAACUGAAAAGACAGAAAUAACUGAAAAGACAGAGAAAACUGAAAAGACAGAGAAAACAGAAACGACAGACAAAACUGAUAAACCCGACAAAACCGAAAAACCCGACUCAGUCGAUAAACCAGACUCGGUCGAUAAGACGGAGAAACCCGAGGAAAGUGAAAAGACAGAGACGACUGACACAACAGAAGAAAGUGAUAAAACUGAACAAACAGGAGCUGCUUCUACAGAAAAAGGAGGAGGAGAUAAAAGUGAUAAAGAGGAAAGCAAGCUGGGUGGUGACAAGGGAAAUAAACCUGGGGACAAAGAUAAUGAGGAUAUGGAUGUAGAUAAACCUGAAGAGAAGAAAGAUGACAAAGAAAAAGCAGCCACUGAAGAAGCUGGCGAGAAGUCAGAGAAGAAAGAGGUGGCGAGUCCAGAGAGUAAAGACAAAGAGGAAAGCAUGCAAAUUGAUGAACCCAUUUCCAAAAAGGAAGAAGAAAGCAAUGCUAAAGGCAAAGAUGAAGACAAAGAGAAAGACACAAAGAUGGAAGUUGAUGAAGUUAAAGAUCUGAAGUCUGACAAAGAAAAAACGGGAACUGACACAAAAGAAUCAAAGUCUGAAGACAAAGUGGAAACUCUUGAUAAAGUGAAAAAAGAAGAUAAGGUUAAGGAUAAGAAAGAAGGAGAGAAAGCUACAGAAGAAAAAGAAGAAAAGAAGCAAGAUGAAACUGAUGAACAGUCUUCGACACAGUCCCAACCUCCUAAGACCGUUGAUCUGAAGAAAGAAGAACAGAAUCAAAAGUUUAUGUUUAACAUUGCUGACGGAGGUUUUACUGAAUUGCAUACUUUGUGGCAAAAUGAACAGAGAGCUUUGCAGCCGGGCAAAGAACAUGAGGUUUGGCACAGGCGCCAUGAUUACUGGUUAUUGGCUGGCAUUGUUACCCAUGGAUAUGGUCGCUGGCAAGAUAUCCAAAAUGACAUCCGUUUCCAAAUUAUCAAUGAACCAUUCCAAAGUGAACAGGGGAAAGGUAACUUCCUAGAGAUCAAGAAUAAAUUCCUAGCUCGUCGCUUCAAGCUGCUGGAGCAAGCUUUAGUGAUUGAGGAACAGCUAAGAAGAGCAGCUUACCUUAACUUAACGCAAGAUCCUAACCAUCCUGCUAUGGCACUUAAUGCCAGGUUUGCUGAAUUAGAAUGCUUGGCAGAAAGUCACCAGCAUUUGUCUAAAGAAUCUUUGGCUGGAAACAAACCAGCUAAUGCUGUCCUACACAAAGUUCUCAAUCAGCUCGAAGAAUUACUCAGUGAUAUGAAACAAGAUGUUAGCCGUUUACCUGCCACCCUGGCCCGCAUACCUCCUGUGACACAGAGGCUCCAAAUGUCUGAACGCAACAUCUUAAACCGUCUUGUCAAUCCUGGACAGACAACCACUACCGCUCCACCAUCAGCACCUCCUACAAUACCACCUCAGCAGAGCCCUGCUGCUACACCAACGCCUACGUCGGCUGUAUCAGCCCAAUCCUCACCUCAAGCAUCACCCUUCAUGAACACUUCCAACUUCUCAUCUCCAUAUUCAAGCAGUGUGCCACCCUAUCGACCACAGUAUGGUAUGCCUCCACAGGGUAGGUAACAACUUGUGUGACGUUCCAAGCACAAACCCAGUGUACCUUUCCCUUUUGUUUCCCCUCGCUAUUCUUUAUAAUGCCCUCCUCUCCUGGAGCGUAGAUACUAAAGAGGGGGGAAUAACAGAAAGGUCACAUUUUGCUUUUUACUACCAUUCUCAUUGUAUCAAGCUCAGCAUUAAUCAUCCAGCACAAACUUGUAAAUUUUCAACUGUGGGUUCAUACAUACAAUUUAUAAUUACAUGAUUAUUUUAAUUAGAAACAUCUCAACAAUUAAAUUUUCUAAGCCAUUCAUAAUGGAAAUUUUUGUUUUUAUAUAUUGAGACUUUGAACUGGGAAAAUACAGUUUUCCUGAAUGAAAAUUUGCAUGUUGGUAAAGACUUUGUUACAUAUAUAUCUAUAUAUAGUAUGAAGAGUCUUUAGCUUACCAUAUUUGGAAUUUUGCCCCUUUCCCCUGACUAAAAUGAUGCUGAUCUUACACAGCAGUCGAGAGGAACUGUUGGAAACUGACAGUUUUGCUUACAUCCAAAAGCAUCUUUUCAUAUUUUUGUUAUUUGUAAUUUCAGGACUAGCAUGUGAUACUAUUUCUACGGUGGAAUAGUUUCCAGAGAUUCUUAGUCAAAUAAAUGCUAUGUUCAAAGUAGAAAUUUUGCAUUAGAUCCACAAAGAAUAUUUGACAGCUAAAAAAAAAGAAUCUAAUUGGCUAUUGUCAUUAUAUAAUGACAAAAUUUAAAUAACCCACUGUUUAAAGUGACCCAAACCUGUAAACUCUGUCUUUCCACUUAGAUUUCAAAUCAUCUUUUGCUUUCUGCUUUUUUUUUUAUUACAUAAUUUUUUUUUUAGUUUUCUUUACAGGAUUUUCUAGUAUGUGAUAUUAUUAAGUUAAUUAUUCUAAUUUAAAUUAAAUCUUGUAUGAUUUGAAGAAAGCCUUUUCCACUCCUCUGUGUGGUUGGAACAUGAAUUUGUUGUGUAAACCAACCAAAAGACAUCAGUAGUUUUCUCUCUUCUAAAUACUGCUAUAGUAACAUCACCACCACCACCACUACUACUACUACUUUUACUACUAUCACCACUACUACCACCACCACCACCACCAUCAUCAUCCAACUUUCAAAUAGUGUUUCAUUUAUUUUAACACUCCACUGUCUUGAUCAGUUGGGACAUUUGUUUGAUAAAUAAAAUUAAAAAAAAAUAUUUACCAACUUUUAAAAUAAACCUUAAAUCAUCUAAAAAAA